Trematosphaeria pertusa is the source of this 536-nucleotide messenger RNA. RefSeq lists its product as uncharacterized. The transcript has 2 exons. The record is from RefSeq and is a predicted model, not a curated record. The coding region runs from base 71 to 430 and encodes 119 amino acids. NCBI's taxonomy places the organism in Eukaryota, Fungi, Ascomycota, Dothideomycetes, Pleosporales, Trematosphaeriaceae.
AAUUUCUCGAACGCAUCGCCUUAUUCUCUUUCGUUCGACUCUUCUCUGCAAGUACAUUGCCCUUGUUCCAAUGUCUAAAGUUUUCAAGGACUUUAAAAAGCAUAUCAUCAACGAAAAGCUCUAUAAGAAGUUUUUCAACAACCAGAAUCCAGGUCAACGCAUUGUUCCAAACAACAACAAAGUCGAGAACGCACAGCACCAACUUCGCGUCGAUGCUGGCGAGGUAGCAGACGGUCACAAGAACAUCUACCUCCAAGUCAACAGUGAGGCCAAGAACACAGCACUCAAGAAGUUCAGAAGCAAGCAUGGUACCCACGCGAACAUCGCCACCGCUGAAAUCAAGGUGGAUACUCCCGAAAAUAAGCAGCAGCAAGAGGUUGAGGAAGCCUUAGAAGAAAUGACCAAGCAGUACCGAUCGAAGAUCGGUUGAGAGUGGUUCCAUCAAGAGAUAUUCCCUGGGUUGACCUAGCCUUGGUGCGAUUUGAGUGUUUAGCUUGCUUCCUCGGGGAAAGGGUGGUAGGGUUUGCUAAGUCGAC